AUGAUUGAUGUUGUUGAAGAAGAAAAGAAAAUGGAAGAGGAAGAAGAGAAUCGUAGGCACUAUGAUGCCCAGAAGAUAAACAAUCGGGUUAUUAAGAUUCUUGCUUGCAAGGGAAACGUCCUGUAUUCUAUAGAUGCUCAUAAGAAUUUAGGAGUACUAUGUGGGACUGUUGAGAUUGUCGAUUACCCAUUCUACAACAAAAACAAGUAUAAGAAGAAGUAUGAGGUUGCCCUCGGUGUUCUGGGUUCUUGUAAUGGCUUAGUUUGCAUACGUCCAAAGCCAAACCUAUUUUGCUUUUGGAAUCCGUCAACUAAACAGCACAAGAUCGUACACAAGGUACAACUGGUUAAUGAAAAUCAACAACCCCAAACGCCACUAUCCUGGUGUAUAUAUGGAUUCGGUUAUGACCUCAAGACUCAGGAUUACAAGUUGGUGAGGUUUGAAAGCUUUGAGGAUAGAACUCGUGGCACUCAAAUCAAGGUCUAUUCAUUAGCAUCAAAUUCGUGGAGUACUACUCUACAUAACAUUCCAUAUACACUCCCCUACCGUUCAAGGCCAACACCAUGGUACUUCAAUGGAGCUCUGCAUCUGUUAACAGACGACUCCAAAGUUUUACUUUCUUUUGAUCUUGGAGAUGAGACAAUCCGUGAAGUUCAGGGACCAGUUUGGAAUAAUUUUUUCGAUAACAACAGGUACCGUAAAUUUGUAGACGUGUUGGGAGGGUGUCUCUGCGGCGAUGUAUGGGUUAUGGAAGAGCGUGGAGUGAGAGAAUCUUGGACUAAACGAUUCACCGUUCCUCAACAGGUAGAAAACUUUAUCAACUUCAGGCCGAUAGAGUAUCACUACAAAAAAACUGACCAAAGGCUACUAAAAUUUUUCCACAGCAGCAAAAUAUAG
Messenger RNA from Papaver somniferum (opium poppy), 897 nucleotides. RefSeq names its product F-box protein CPR1-like. NCBI's taxonomy places the organism in Eukaryota, Viridiplantae, Streptophyta, Magnoliopsida, Ranunculales, Papaveraceae. The coding region runs from base 1 to 897 and encodes 298 amino acids. The transcript has 2 exons. The record is from RefSeq and is a predicted model, not a curated record.